AUGGGGCUGGGAGGGGGCGUGUUGUUGGUUGUUGGUUGUGCCUCUGUUGGUUGUGUUUUCUCAGAGUCAGUCAGAAAAGAGAAUGACCGCCAGGGACCAAACUCGACGUGGUUCUCUGCCAGGGUCCGCUACAGCCUUGAAGAAUCAUCGGCCGCUACCCUCAGCAUCCCUGCAAUGGAAUAUCAACAGAGAAAUCAGGAUUGGAAAAGAAUAUCCGGAGCCGGCACUGCUCAGUUUCUAGAAUGUUUGGCCCAAGCAUUACCCGCAUUGCUUGCUUUACAUAGCCUACUGAGGAUGCCUCGUCGAAGUGAAUUCGACACAAACAAUAAUGGGCCAUCAUCGUUGAGAGUCAUGUCAUCUCUGCUGCGAGGCGUUAUUCCAACUCUAUAG
Messenger RNA from Fusarium proliferatum ET1, 390 nucleotides. RefSeq lists its product as uncharacterized. The record is from RefSeq and is a predicted model, not a curated record. The transcript is spliced from 3 exons. Bases 1 to 390 code for a protein of 129 amino acids. NCBI's taxonomy places the organism in Eukaryota, Fungi, Ascomycota, Sordariomycetes, Hypocreales, Nectriaceae.